AUGUCUGAAAGAAAAGCUUUCAACAUAAUAAAAACUGUUCCAGUUUUGGGUCAAGCAUAUGGUGCUAUGCGAGGUCUUGUUUAUGCAGCACAAGGUGAUAUGCCGGAAGCGAGACACUCCGUCUCAUUAGAUUUGGCAGAUUUAAAUCCAUUACGAAUACCAAGAAAUCUUGCAAAUGGUAUUGUUAGUGCAACAAAUGAUUUGGAACAAGGUGCUUGGAUUGGAAAACGACCCAUUGGUAGAGCAUUUAUUGGUCUUAAUAUUCUUCCUGGAGUUGAUGGUCUUCAUUGGUCUAUUCAGAUUAAUGGAAUUAUUUAUCAAUUAGUUCUCGAUAAAAACAAUCAAGUUAAAGUUCUUAUAAGUUCGAAAAACGAAAGAGCUGAAUGGUAUGAACGUGAUUGCAAAGAAUAUUCAUGGUAUUUGAUUCAAAAAGAAUUACCAUAUUUUGAUUCAGCAGUACUCAGAAAUUAUGCGAAAUCAUUUGAAGCUCAGGAGUAUCAAAGAUUGAUCGCAACGGGUGAUAAAAUAAACUGUCAAUCCUUUGUAACCCGUAUUAUUGCAACAGCUGCAAACAUAUCUAUUGACAAAGCACGGAUUUGCAAAGAUGUUAAACGAGAAACAUAUUUUAUUGGUACUAAUUCAUUAAUCAAUCGAUUAAUUGAACCAGCUCGGCCAAUUGAAGAUCGUCGAGGUGGUACUCAUUUUCUUAAUAUUAUUGUACAAUCAACAACUUCAAUUUGUGAAUGGAAUACAAAUCAACUUGAUCAAGGCAAUAAUCUUAUUUUUGUAAAAAUUGCAUUAUUAAUAAUUUACAUGGGAUUUAAUGAUAUAUUAACCUCUACACGUUCAAUUAAUCCUGAUUACUCCUAUUAUAAUGAUUUAAAAGAAUUUUUUAUAUUACAUGCGGUUUACAAUAGGGCAAAAGGUAUACAUCAAUUAAAUCUUGAAAAUUGUUACCAUGAUAGUAUGAUUUGGUCUUUUUUUUUCCUUGCAAUUUUAAUUGUAUGGUUAUAA
This is a messenger RNA of Rotaria sp. Silwood1, 1014 nucleotides long. The record is from the annotation of a GenBank genome assembly. NCBI's taxonomy places the organism in Eukaryota, Metazoa, Rotifera, Eurotatoria, Philodinida, Philodinidae.